Molecule: messenger RNA, 1759 nt
Organism: Vigna unguiculata (cowpea)
Lineage: Eukaryota; Viridiplantae; Streptophyta; Magnoliopsida; Fabales; Fabaceae
Source: RefSeq, a predicted model, not a curated record
UUUAAUAAGCUCAUCACGUGUCUUCCUAGCUUACACGGUCACGAUUAUUCUGUUUUGUUUUGUACUCUAGCUAUAUAUUCCUUAGCUUCCUUUUUCUGAAUGUAAUAAACGCUUCUGAACAUAUACUCUUUCACAUAUACACGUUUCUUUUCUCUUUCCUCUGUAUGGAUCAUGAAAUCCUAUGAUGGUAUCAGAGAGCCAUUCACAGAGCUCUGAUGCGCCUUGUAGUGAUCUUUCUUUUUAGCCUAUCUUUCUUGAUCUUGCUUUCUUUGUUAUUUUUUUUUUCAUGGCUUCCACCACAUCAAGUCAACUUCUUGCAUCAAGUCAAUCUCUUGCAUCAAGUCAAUCUCUUGCAUAAAGUCAACUUCUUGAAAACAACACGAACAACUACCUCUAUCUCCAUCCAAAUGAAAAUCCGGCUAUUUCUCUCGUCUCUCUUGUUCUUGAUGCCAUGAAUUACCAUUCUUGGAGCCGCUCCGUUGUCACUGCGCUUUCUGCAAAGAACAAAGUCGAAUUUGUUCUUAGUUUUGCACCUCAACCUGCCACAACACAUGCUUCAUAUCCAGCGUGGUUCCGUUGCAAUAGCAUGGUGGUAUCAUGGCUCGUCCAUUCCAUUUCACCCUCCAUUCGUGAGAGCAUUAUAUGGAUGGACAAGGCUUUCGAUAUUUGGAAUGAUCUUAAAAAUCGCUUUGCACAAGGAGAUCUUGCUCGAAUAUCAAAUUUGCAAAUGGACGCAACAAAUUUGUCUCAAGGGGAUCUUUUUGUUACUGAUUUUUUCACCAAACUCCGCGUUCUUUGGGACGAAAUUGAUAGUUUUCGGCCAGACCCGACCUGCACUUGCAAACCACAAUGCUCUUGCACUGUUUCAUCCCUUCUUUCCCAAAGAAAACACGAAGAUCGCGCCAUGCAACUCCUACGAGGUUUGAACGACAAUUUUUCAAAUAUAAAGUCUCAUGUUCUUUUGCUUGAUCCCAUUCCUCCCAUAUCCAAGAUUUUCUCCCUGGUCGUCCAACAAGAACGUCAGUUUAUGGGUGGUCACGUAGCUGCUCAAAUUCGUGGUAAUUCUGUUCCCACUCCUUCAUCUUCCUCUGACAAUUCUCAUACUCCUAUCGCAUGCACACAUUGCCACCGUCCCGGUCACACCGAAAAUACCUGCUUCCGCAAACAUGGCUUUCCCAAUCAAGAUCCUCGGUCUGUCAAACCAAACAAUAACAACAGUCGCAAAGUUUGCACUCAUUGCAAUUGUAAUGGUCAUACUAUUGACGUAUGUUACAAGAAACAUGGUUAUCCUCCUGGCCAUCAUCUUUACAGCACCAAGCCUAGCCAGAUCAAUAAUGCUGCCACACAAAGUGAUACCAAUUUGGAUUCCCAUCCCUCUCCUACAGAGACCAUUACUCUCACACCUCAACAAUAUCAAAUCCUUGCAGAUUUAUUCAAACAAUCUAACGUGAAAUCUCCCAACGUGCAGAUCAAUCAAGUUGGAUCUUUCUCCACCAACCCUUCUCCUCCAGGGCAAUCACAAUCACGAGAAGAUUGGUUUGAUUAAGCAACACACUGGAUUAUACAUUUUUUAUGCCUCUGCUUGUUCCUCUAUUAAUUCUCGUAGUCAUGUUACUUGUAAUAUUCAAACUCAUAAUUUGUGGCAUGCUCGCCUUGGUCAUCUUUCUGUUGAUAGGUUACAUAUCUUACAAUCCAAACAUGCAUAUAUUAAUGAUGAUAUUGUGACUGCUUGCGAUGCUUGCCAUCGUGCAAAACAAAA